Messenger RNA from Falco peregrinus (peregrine falcon), 1520 nucleotides. RefSeq names its product migration and invasion enhancer 1 (gene MIEN1). The transcript has 5 exons. Gene Ontology annotation, biological process: positive regulation of filopodium assembly; negative regulation of apoptotic process. The record is from RefSeq and is a predicted model, not a curated record. Bases 1 to 741 code for a protein of 246 amino acids. Lineage: Eukaryota; Metazoa; Chordata; Aves; Falconiformes; Falconidae.
AUGGCGGCAGCCCAGCCCAGACACCUCCUCGGGUCCGGCCAAACCAGUUCUGGCGGCCGCUCCCAGCUCCACCUCACCACGCUGGCAUCCCAGCCGGGGCGGCCGCGCCGGCAGGCCAGGGGCGAGGGAGCCGGCACCCACACCCGCCGUGGGAACUGCCGCGAGCCCGCCCGCCGGCACGGCCCCCCACGCAGCAGUGCCACCCGGCACCCCUGCCAGGCCACCGGUGCCAUCGUCCAGGAGGUGCCGCAGCCCUCGGAGGCUGUGCGUUCCUCCCGCCCGCAGGUGGCGCCCCCGCCCGCCCGCGGCAGCGAGGGGAGCGGCGCGCGGCCGGAAGCGCCGCGUCACGUGGCCGCACCCGGAAGCGGCGGGCGAGCGGCGGGGCCGGCGGCGAUGAGCGGCGGGGCCGAGGCGGCGGCAGCAGCCGGGGAAGGGGCCGGGGCUGGGGCCGAGCGGCGGGUCCGCAUCGUGGUGGAGUACUGCGAGCCCUGCGGCUUCGAGCCCACGUACCAGGAGCUGGCGAGCGCCGUCAAGGAGGAGUACCCCGACAUCGAGAUUGAGUCCAGGCUGGGGGGCACAGGUGCCUUUGAGAUUGAGAUCAACGGGCAGCUGGUCUUCUCCAAGCUGGAGAACGGAGGCUUUCCCUACGAAAAGGACCUGAUUGAAGCGAUUCGCAGAGCGAGGAAUGGGGAACCACUGGAGAAAAUCACCAACAGCCGCCCCCCCUGCGUCAUCCUGUAGCCCUGUGCCCUGCUGGCAUCUCCCAGUGCCCGCAGUGUCCCCCUGCUUCGCUCCUCGCUGCCUUCGUUAGCUUCCUGUGAGAGCAGGGACGUCGGGGGAACACGAGAGCAUAAGGAGCCUCCCGGGGAACAGCACUGGGGGUGAGAACUGGCAUGGGCAGAGCUCUGGUACUGGUGUCACUGGGGGGGCUGGUUUGGCCCAUCCCUUUGGGUUGUGUCCCUGCCGUGCCUGACCUGCUGUGGGGGGUAGCUGCGGCGUGGGGCGCCUUUGCCUUCCCCCUUCCCCUGCGCUCGCUUCCCCGCAGCGCAGGGGGCUCUCCUCUCCCCUCCCUCAGCUAGUGGGGAUUUGGGGGACCCCCCUGAACACUACUCAGCCCUCGGGGGAGCCGGGCCAGGCGUUGGAGGGGAUUUUGCAGCUCCAAACCUCCCGGCAGGUUAAUGCAGAGGAAAAACCACUUGCUGUAAACUUGAGCGUGAUUUGUUAAUGAUUAAAGUCUCUCUUUGUCACUGUUUAAACCAGUGUGAGGGCAGCCGGGACCGGCUGCCCUGGCCGGGCAUGGGAACCCCGGCUCGGCUGCAUCCCCACGGCCAAGAAAUUUAUUUAAUGGCCACAAGCUUCCCCCACGUCCCCGUUCUCAGGCUUUCAGCUCUUGCUUUCCGCUUGUAAUGACUCUGCCCUUCGCCACGGGGUGGCUGAGCCGGCGGAGGGGCCCCCUAUUUAUUCUAUACUGUGUAUAAACCCAAUGGCCCGGUGCUAAAUAAAGGACAAAGGAAAAUGUG